AUGGAGCUGCCGAAGCUGCCGCCCAAGGAUGCCACGCGCGGCGACCUGAUCCAAAGCCACCGCGGGCCGACGAAGCGUUCGAACUGGGUGGUUCCGGGCAGGCUGAUGGCUGGAGACCGCAGCAGCUUGGAUUCCGAGGAGUCGCUCAAGGCGAUCUUCAAAAGCGGUGUGACCACGGUGGUGUGCCUCCAGACGCGACAGGAGACAUCUGCAGGCGUGGACUACCGGAAGAAAGCGAAAGCCCUACAGCCGAACGUGUCCUUCGUCGAACAGCCGAUCCCCGACCAGGAGGUGACCGACGACGCCAUGGUGGAAGAGCUCGUCUCUCAGCUACUUGAACGACUAGCCGGCGGCGAGGUUCUCUACGUCCACUGCCGAGGUGGGCACGGAAGGACCGGCACCAUCUGCGCCAUCCUCCUGGGGCGCAUGUACAAGCUGUCGGCCGCCGAGGCUAUGGCCCGCACCCAGGCGUGCCACGACGCCCGCCAGCAGCCCGUCUUCGCCGCAGAGGGUUACCAGGAGACCAAAGAUGGCUCGAGCUGCGUCAUCCUCUUCCCCUCGCAGCGGCAGCAGGUCGUCCGACUCCUCCGGGGCGAGGCCGCCGUCCCAGCGCUCGACAGGGCCAGCAGCGCGGCGUAUGGCCCUGGGGCGUCCAAGUAUCCGGUUGAGAAGAUGAUGGAGUGGCAGGGGAAGGCCAAAGAAGCUGCGGAGGCCCUGAACAGCGGCAAGCAGAAGACGGAGGGGAAGGAGGACGAGUUGCAGAAGGCUGUGCAGCUCUUCUGGGAGGCUGCGAAGCUCCGGCCGGACUUUGCGCGAGGCUACCUGGGCCUUGCCCGAGCACUGCGCCUGUUGAAGCAGCCCGCAGAUGCCAAGCACGCGGUGCUUCACGGCCUCGAGCACUGCGCGGACGACGGGGCCUUGCUGCAGGAGCUUCAAAAAAUCGACAAGGAGCUGGAGAAGCAGGUCAUCGUGGAGGAGGCCGCGGAGGCAGAGCUUGCGCUCAUGGGCCUUCCCGGGUGUGGCAAGAGUACUUUCGCGGAGCAGCUGGCGAAGUCCGGCAACGGCUGGCACCGCAUCUGCCAAGACGAGCUCUCGGGCCGCGACGAGUUCGAGCGCAGCAUCGGUCCCAUAGCGAAGGACAGCCGACAGCGCCUGAUUGUUGACCGCACCAAUGUGGUCAAGAGCGACCGCCAGCGCCAUGGCCACGCAGUUUAA
This is a messenger RNA of Symbiodinium natans, 1215 nucleotides long. The record is from the annotation of a GenBank genome assembly. NCBI's taxonomy places the organism in Eukaryota, Dinophyceae, Suessiales, Symbiodiniaceae.